Messenger RNA from Ceutorhynchus assimilis (cabbage seed weevil), 1001 nucleotides. NCBI's taxonomy places the organism in Eukaryota, Metazoa, Arthropoda, Insecta, Coleoptera, Curculionidae. The record is from the annotation of a GenBank genome assembly.
AUGUCUGAAAAUCUCUGGAAACGUCUGGAAAAGGCCUUGGAAUUUCUUGAAAGGAUACUAUUAGUUAAGCAGUAUCUAGUUGUAAAACCACCAACACUCUAUUUGCAUUUCAGUGCUGGUGUUGGAAGAACCGGAGUGUUUAUAACAUUAAGUAUAGUUUUGGAAAGGAUGCAAUACGAAGGUGUGGUGGACGUGUUUCAAACUGCAAGACUAUUGUCGACUCAGAGGCCUGCUAUGAUACAGUCAGAGGAUCAAUAUCAGUUUUGUUAUCGAGCAGCUCUCGAAUAUCUAGAAUCGUUCGAUCAUUACAGAAACUAAAUGUAGAAACCUAAGCAGCCGUAUUUUUAAUUUAAUUGGUGACAGAAGCUGACAAUAACUGCCUCAUGCAUCUAUCCAGGCUCUUUCAUUUUCUACAUCACGGUAUUGCUAUCAUUGUAGGCAAGCAUCCACUUAAGGCAGUUUUGGCCGUGGGUAUCCCCACAGUGUAUCUAACACAGUCCCAAAGUGAGUAGCCGUUUGUAACUGUGAUAUCAAGAGCUAUAGCCGUAUGGUUAUAACCCUCACCACCAAACGAACCAGUUAUAAACAGCGGUGAUAGGGCCGUCCUGCUAAAUUGAAAUUAUUGUUACUAAGUGCUUAAACCUCAUGCGUCAAGAAAAAGCGAGGUAGUAUCUGGUAUUAUUUUCAUUUAUUUCAAUCAAGACACUAUUUGCCCAGGCUGAAGAUCCAAUGGCAGAUAUGGAAGUGCGUCAAUUGUAACUGGAAACUUUCACAGAGAAUGCCACAAAAAAUUUCGCAAUUAUUGUUGUUGGCUUGUUACAGCAAACAAAAGAAUAUCUUGAAUAUUCAAAAGUUGAAGAGCAGGAGAAAUGGGAAAAGCUUCCGAUGUUGCAAAAAAAAGGAUAGAAUGGAAUGUGUCAAAACGACGAAAAUAGUUAGUAGUAAAUAUAUUAUGUACAUACAUAUAAAAUUUUAAUAAAUGUUUGAUUUUUAUUGAUCUA